Molecule: messenger RNA, 2229 nt
Organism: Meloidogyne enterolobii
Lineage: Eukaryota; Metazoa; Nematoda; Chromadorea; Rhabditida; Meloidogynidae
Source: the annotation of a GenBank genome assembly
AUGUUUUUGAAUGAUAUGGCGAUGUUUAAUGAUCAAGCCCAAUUUGGAGGCAUUGCUGCAUUCUGCGAAAACUUGAAGUUUGACGAGAAUGGAAAAAUUGGGAAUCCAAUCAGAGAACUUCUUAAUGGAGGAAUUAAAAAUGAGGACGCAAAAAUUCGUUUAAAUCUUUAUAUCGAAUGUGUUGAUAAUUUCUUCGCUAAAGAUAGAGGACUUUUUCAAAUGAAAAAUUCUAAACACUUGGAAUUUUCAGAAAUUAACAAAAAGCUUUUUCGAGCAUUUUUGCUUACCAAACCUUUGUAUAUUUCAACUCUAAUGUACGAAUCAAUUCAAAAUAAAGACACAAAUGCUUUAUUAGAAAUUGUUUCCACUCAAAAAUUAGAGGAUUUAAAUGUGGCAUUGAGGAUAAUGAUAGCUCUUCAUCCGGAUUUAAAAUUGGUUAAAAUGGACAAUGACAUAGUCGAUUUUAGAGAUUUCUCAAAGGGUCAAAGUGUGUUCGAUGCUGAAACCCUAGAACAAUUUUUAAAUUGGCGUUUUGACCCAAAUUGUAAUGAAAAGCCCACAGAAGAUAAGAUUGGAUGGUUAAACAAUCCAAAGAAAAAGAUUCUGAAUUAUAUGAAGAAUUCUAAGCAAGGGUGCUUAGAGAACCCUACUAUUUCACACUAUAUGGAAAUUUUGGAAAACAAAAACGAACUAAAUAAUUUCUUUCUUCGUCGUUUCAAUUGUGCGAUGAAAGCUUUUGAAAAUCAAAAACAAGAAAAGACAUCGUUACAUGUGGAUGACUUGAUCCGAACACUUAUUCUCUCAUAUAGCGUUGAUGAGGAAAGCAUCACUUAUUUAAUGAAAGUAAAUGAAAAGAAAGAGCUUGAAGAUAGAAUUAACAAUGCUUUUUUUAAUCUUCAAGGAUGGAAUGACAAAGUUUUCAAAUACGUGUGCAAACGGCUUUUAAAUCUUGGUAAGUUAAAGAGGAGAGACAAUGCUUCCCAAGUCAUGUCCUACAACCGAUUCAUUGAACAUUAUGGAGAAAAUAUUGUAGCAUUCACAAAUGCUUUAACAAAUGUUGAAAAUCUUGUUAACAUCAAAAUUGAAAACAAAAAAGUCAAAAUUACAAAUGAUAAAUUCUAUAAUGAAUUAAAUAAAGUACCAGGUUCUUCAAUCCUCAAAGAACUUAUUGAGGAGAUAAAUGAUGGUAUUAUGGUGAAGUUGGGUAAAUUGAUUCGUGAAAUGAUAGAAAAUCAAAAGAAAAACGAUUUGAUUGUAUUCAUCUCGAAUCAUCUGCGUGCAGCAUAUUUAGCAUUAGCUCUAGCAUUGAAUCACGGUGUGGAAAAAGUAGAUGAUAUCGAGAGCAAAGUUAAAAUCAUUAUUUUAAAAAUAUCUAACGAGCAAUUAGACAAAAUUAAAUCAAUUAAUUUUGAUUCGAUUAAAAAAUUGUUGGAUGAAAUUUCUAUAAAAUUGUCUAAACAACACAUUGAUUUUGUUAAUGAUUUGAUAAAUGAAAUGAUAAAUUUGAUUAAUGAUGUUGAUUUUAAAUUGAGUGGAGAUUCCGGCCACAAUUUCUUACCAGAUUUUGUUGAUUUUCGAGCAAUACAACUUUUUGAUAAUGGGGAGAACAAAAAUUUUGUGGAUCGUUUAAUUGAGAAAAUAUUCAAUUAUUUGAAGAGACCAAUUGAUUGGAUAAGAAAUAAAGCUUCAAACAGCAAAAACAUUGUGUUCCUGAAUGAGUUUAAACAAAUUAAUUCGUUUGUGGUUGUUAUUGAAAAUUUUAUAACCAAGAAAACGCCCAUAGAGAAGCUCUAUUUUAAACUAAAUAAAAUUAAAAAUCAUGGAGAAAAAUUGUCGAAGGAAUUACGAUUUUUUCUGAGCAAUAUCCUCAACAAUUGGAAUGAUAAAAUCAAAUUAAAAAAAGAAUUUUUAAAAUUAUUUCAUUAUAUAACUGACUUUCGAAAUGCCUUAAAAAUUAAUGAAAAUGAGGAAAAUAUUUUUACAAAAGAAGAGAUUGAUGUAGAAACAGACAAUUUUAACAAAACGACAAAGAAUGAUCUUAAAAAAUCUUUUAAAGAAAUAGUUAAAUAUGUAAAGCGAUUUAUGAGUAAUCUUAAAAACAAGUUGAACGAAAACCCAGAUAAAAAUUAUAAGAAAAAUGAUUGGCCAAUUUUGGCAAAGUAUUUUGAUCGAGAAGUUAAAGUUGGUUUAAAUUUAUUAUUUAAUAUAAAGCAAAGCAUCACUAAAUAA